CUCCCACCGCCCGCCGGCCGCAGCGCCCCUCGUCCGAGCACAGGGUCAAAGUCUCUCACUGAGGAACGUCAAGAGCUGGGAAAGCCACCCACGAUGGAUCGCCUCCUUCUGGCUCUGCUUUUCCUUUUGCAAGGGGUCGCAGGAAGCAGCCGCCACGCAGAAGACUUUCGAUUUUGUGGCGAAAGAAGCCAAACGAAUAAAAGCCAUAUCACUUAUCAGAUGCGGCCAGAGAACAUCAUCAUCACCAUCGAGAACAGUGCUGACAUGCUGAAGAUAAGUGCGCCAUUCCCACCAAACCUUGUAAACUUCUCUUUACCCGACAAGUUGGGGAACUACCGCUUCUGCCUCUACUGGUACCAAAGGGAUAGGAUUUUCAACCUCACGUACGGCAGAAACAACUACACGCUGAGUACCGAGGCAGAGCCUUCCUUCCACUUUUCAAACCCAAGCGCACCGCAGAAUAGAAGUGGGGUUCCUGUGCUUUCCAGCGUGUCCUACGCCUACGGCAAAGGCCUGCAGAACACCUCCCUCAGCAGCGCUGCUGUUUACUCCUUCUCCAUCCGUGACAUCAGCAGGGUGCAUGCGAUUGAAGAAGAAUUAAGGACUUUAGCAAACUACAUGAAGACACCCACUGGAAGAAAGACCAUUGCACCAUAUGAGAGACUUCGGUGUUUGGAAUCGGACCUGGAACAGGUGGUGUUUGAAGGGGAGAACAAGACUUUUGGGACGAGUACAGUGCGUGCGACUGUUUUGAAGAUAGGGCCCAGUAAAGCCUCUCAGGAUCUGCCCUUCAUGUCUGAACUGGAGGUGGGCAGAGAGGUCCAUGGGUUUGAGGUGAAUCUGCCGAGGAUCCUCUUUGCACAGGUGAAGGGCAGGGUGAGGAAUGCUGAGAAGCGAGUGGUCCUGAUGGAUAUCAACAACAAGGCCCUUUUCCGGGACCAGAACAGCAGCAGGGUGCUCGGUGAAAAGGUGAUUGGCAUCACCGUGGGGAACACCUCCGUAUCAGGCCUCCCACAGGACGUGGUCCUCAAAUUCUUUCAUGUCCAGCUACCGAGGAACGUGACUCCACAGUGCGUGUUCUGGGACAUGAACUCCAGCCAUAGCCAAGGCAGCUGGAAAAAUGAUGGCUGUGAAACAGAGACGGGUAAUAACCAGACAGUCUGCCGUUGCAACCACCUCACCUAUUUUGCUGUGCUGAUGAUGUCCUCUCCAGAGAUAGAUUACAUCCACAAGGAGUACCUGACGAUUAUCACCUACAUUGGCUGCAUUGUCUCAGCUGUGGCUUCCCUCUUCACCAUCAUCUUCUUCUGCUGCUGCUCCAGGAGGAAGCACAGAGACGGCACCGUAAACAUCUACAUUCACAUGAACCUGCUGGGGGCCAUCUUCCUGCUGGACGUGAGCUUCCUCAUCACUGAGCACUUGGCCUCCAUCGGCAGCGAGGCAGCCUGCAAAGCCAGCGGCAUGUUCCUGCACCUCUCUCUGCUGUGCUGCCUGACCUGGAUGGGCAUUGAGGGCUACAAUCUCUACAGGCUGGUGGUGGAGGUCUUCAACACCUACGUGGAGCACUUCAUUCUCAAGCUCUGCCUGGUGGGCUGGGGGCUUCCCAUCUUUAUCGUGGGUGUGAUCUUCCUGGCGGGUCCGAGAAAUUAUGGACCAUUCCCCAUUGCAGUAGUUGACUCCCUUGAGAAAUCCACCAAUGCAACCAUAUGCUGGAUCACAGCCCCCCUGAUCCAUAACAUAGUCAACCUGGGCUUCUUCAGCCUGGUGUUCCUCUUCAACACGGCCAUGCUGGGAGCCAUGGUGCGGGAGAUCCUCAGGCAGAGAAACAGAGGCCACGAGCUUAAGCACGCCCUGGUUCUCCUGGGGCUGAGCCUGGUGCUGGGCAUCCCCUGGGCACUGGCGUUCUUCUCCUUUUCCUCGGGAUCGUUCCGGCUCGUCGUCAUCUACCUCUUCACCAUCAUCAACACUUUGCAAGGCUUCCUCAUCUUCCUCUGGUACUGGUCAAUGGUGCUGCAGGUCAGAAAGUCAAAGUCCUACCCCUCACUGAACAACUCCGACAGCGCCAGGUUGCCGAUCAGCACCAGCCGCACGAGCGCAGACUGAAUCACCCGCUUUCUCCGGUCACAGCUGGGACUGUCUCUGCCCCGUGAGUCAAGAACCAGGGAUCGCACUCCCGGAGGGGAGGUGGAGGCAUCACGUUUGUCUGAUGCUCCUGCUUUGCUACACGCGGCCACGUAUAAUCACAAGGAAUGUAGAGAAAUUCACACACUCUGAACGGCCAGCAUGGAGUCUGUUAUACGCUAAGAGCACGGCAGCAGCUCGGUUUCUCUCUGCACAUUCCCUUCUGGAUCUCUCCGGUCCAGCCCUGCCUGGUUCCCAUUGCAUUAAACACCAUUCUUGUAUCACACGCACACACCUGGGCUCCCAGGUAGAUCACCACUUCAGUAUAAAGUCACGGGGAAAGACAGAGGGUGUUAUAAGCCAGCAAGGGCUGCAGCCUUCUGACAGGGGAUCGGGGACCUAGUCUGUUUCAUGCUCCUUUUACAGCUCUUUCCACAUCACAGCCUAGAGGGAGGGCAGGGGAGAGCCUGGAAUCCACCUUUCCCAGGGCUCCAGUCACAUCAGGCAGCUGCCAAGUGAAUCCACAGUGCAGAGGAGAGAUUGGGCAGCUGUAAAGGUUUCAUUUUCUUCAGAAUGCAGCACAGGCCCAUGAGCGGCUGUGGCAGGUCCAGACUGGACCAGGCACGUGGGGGCUAUGUGCCCCUUAGGUAACAAGGCCUGGGGGGUGCUGUCACCCCUCCUGCCCAAGGUAUGUGGGGUGCUUCUGGGGGAGCUUGAGGCCAUGGGGCUGUAGCAGACAGCCCUCGGUGUACAGGUGCAACUCAGCGCUGUGUCUCCCAUUCAUCAGACCUGCAUGCUGUUCUGCCAGUGCUUCCCCAACAGCUACCCAGCCCUGGGCCUGAAAGAUCAGGCCAGCCAGGACGGAGUUGAUGCUAGAGAGUUGGAGGGAUGCUCCAGAGGCCAUGGCAGAGCUGGAGAUUGCUGAUCCCAUUCCUGAAGGGGGGUGGUCCUCCUGUUGCAUUGUAAUGUGGUGAUGUCCUUGGGUUCUUCACGUGGGCCUAGAAUCCCAGCUUGCUUCAAUGAUUGUGAAAGCCUCUUUUCAUCUGCAGCUGGCCAGGAUCUUUCACCCUUCUCUUGCACAUCUGGCUUUCACUUAUCCUAGGGUUACCAUAUUUGAACUUUCAAAAAAGAGGACACUCCGGGGGGGUAGCCCUGCCCCCUAGCC
Emys orbicularis (European pond turtle) is the source of this 3286-nucleotide messenger RNA. It is a transcript of the gene ADGRG1, whose product is annotated as adhesion G protein-coupled receptor G1. The record is from RefSeq and is a predicted model, not a curated record. Bases 94 to 2103 code for a protein of 669 amino acids. Lineage: Eukaryota; Metazoa; Chordata; Testudines; Emydidae. Gene Ontology annotation, cellular component: plasma membrane. Gene Ontology annotation, biological process: cell surface receptor signaling pathway; adenylate cyclase-activating G protein-coupled receptor signaling pathway. Gene Ontology annotation, molecular function: heparin binding; G protein-coupled receptor activity. The transcript is spliced from 14 exons.